AUGGAAACAAAAUUACAGAAUGCAUUAUCCGAAUCAUUGAAAGAAAUAGGAAAGGCACAUAAAAAACCAUUUCCAGAAAAUGAAAAUUGUGAACAGGACAAACCAGUGACAAAUGUAGAUACAUUAUGUGAUGAUUUUACAGUGCCUUCACUUCAAGAUGAUCCUACUAAUAUGAGAAAAACAAGCAAAACUUCCAAAGAUGAUGAUGAUGAUGAUGAUGAUAUAGCAUCAUUGAAUAAAACUAAUGAUAAUAAUAUGAAAAUUAAAAAGUUCCGGAAAAAACAUAUUGCUAUAAUGGAUAGUGAUUCUGAAGAGGAAAUAGUUUCAACUUCACUUGCAAAAGAUAUUUCAGUACCUAUCAUCUCUGAACAAGCUGAAAACCACCCCACAGUAUCACCAAAUGAAGUAGGGACUAAAGAUAGUGAAACCAACAAUACUUGUAUUAUCAUCAAACAAUCCGAAAAUACUCUAUCUGGUAGUGAUAAUUUCAAAGUUGAUAAGAUGAAAAGGAAGCGUAUUGCAAUAGUGGAUAGUGAAUCUGAAGAUGAAUUAGGCUCAUCCCCUUCUGUGAAUGAUAUUUCACCACCUUCUCAUGAUGAACAACUGAAUCAAAACAAGUUCAUUGAUACAGAUUCUGAAGAUGGUAGUUCAACAGUUUUACCAAAUGAAGAUGUAGAAAGUUUUGAUAAAAACAAGAAAAAACAUAAAUUAAUAGUUGAUAGUGAUUCUGAAUAUGAUGAUAUUACUACUCAUAACAAAAGUUUUGCAGAUGAAACUGAAAAUGACAAUGCUCCCAUUUAUACAACUGAUUAUAAGGGCAAGUUGAUAGUUGAAAAUCCCAAAACAAAGAAAUCAUUGUGGACAGAUUUAUGUGACUCUGAAAGCUCUGAUGAUGAGGUGAAUCAGGAACCUGAAAACCCUACUGAUAAUGGUAAUGUGCCUUUUUUGGAAGAAGAAAUACUUGAACCAAUACCUUACAAGAAAAAGCACAAACCAAAAGGUGGAGAUUCAGAGAAAAAGAUGACUAGUAAAGAUGCUGCCAAAUUGAGGAAAGAAAUCCAGUCUGAAUCCCAACGUAUGGUACGUGAAAUGGAUGUAUCCCUUCCAUAUCACAGACCUAAACAAUUCACAUUGAAGGAGUUUCUGUCAAGAAGACCAAAGCUUGCAUCUACUGUUCCAACUGCUAGUAAAAUGCCUCCAUCUAUAGCAAUGAAGAUGUCUAGAGAUCAACUAAAAGACAUUCUGAAGAAACUUGAAGAAAGAAAAAAAGAGGUUCAGGAAUUUUAUAAAUCUGAAAGUGAACCAGAAGAUAAUGAUGAUGACAAAGAUGAUACAGAUUAUGUUCCUCCAAAUGAUACAACAUAUGAAAAUGUUUCACAUAAUCAAAAUACAGUGUCAGAUCUUGUUGAUGAUGCCUCUAAAUCUACCUCAAAACCCACUCAAGAUACUGAAAUGGAGGAAAAAGUUGAAGAUUCAGGAAUUGAUAGCCAGGAAAUUGUUGAAGAUAGCCCAACUGACCAUGGUAAAUCUGAAAAUAAUCAGGAAAAAUCAAAAGAACAAGAAUAUAAGGAAGUGGGGAGUACUGACACUAUCAAUAUUGAAGAGAAGGAAUCUGAGCAAGAAGAGAUAAUUUCUGAAUGUAGAGGUGAAAAAAAUGGAGUUAAUCUGGAAAAUCAGCACUCCAUGGAAUAUGAAUUCAAUUUGGAUGAUGUUGAAGACAAUUCAGAAAGAAUACUCAAAUCCAUAGAAAAUAUUGAUCAAACUGAAAAACUCCAGGAAACAGAAUCUGAAAAUCUUGAAGAAUCACCUAAUAAGAAAGAGGAGAGACACCAGCCAGAUGAAAACCAAUGUUUUGAAGAACUUACCAACAUUAACAACCCACUGAAUACGAAGAAGCCAUUUGAUUACUCAGAGCUAGAUAAAGAAAUAGAAAAUUUCGGCAACACUGAAGAUAUAAAAGUAGUUGAGAAACCCAACUUAUCCAAAUUAGAACUGAUCAAAGAAAGGCUAGCCAAUAUCAAACCAAGACUCAGUGGAGAUCCAGAUCAUGUCAUUGACUUAGACACAAGCAUAACCCGACCCAACCAGGUAAGAGAGCUCAUUGAGAGAUUCCUACAACACAACACCAAGCAUCACCACAAACACAGGGUGAAAGUCAACGUUGUUAGUGUAGAAAGUGGGCAGAUCCAUAAAGAAACUCUAGCCAUGAAUGUAGACGAUGAAGAUGAUCCUACAGAAAAAGAAGCAAAGCCUGGGGCAAUGCUGAUGAAGCUUAAAAGUGAGCUUCAAGAUCAGAUAAAACAGCAUAGAUCCGAAAUUUGGAAGAAAAAAGCUGUUUCAAAUGACAUACAGGAAAAAGAUCCAUAUGAAGGGGAGAAGUCAGAAUGUGGUGGUGAUGAUGAUGGUAUUCUAGAUGAGGAUGAAGAAGAAGAAAUGUCAGAGUCCAGUGAAGAAGAAGAGGAAGAAGAUGAAGGAAAUGAAGAACAAUCAACUGAAAAGAAAAAGUUAGCAUUCAUUGAUGAUGAAGCAGAAGAGAGUGAUAGGGAAGUAGAAUUUGAUGAUGAAGAAAAUGAUAUCAAGGAUAAAGGAGAAAAUGAAGAAGAAAUAGACGAAGAAGGAGAUGAGGAUUCUUCAUCAUCAAAUGUUGCAGAAAAUCUUGAGGAAGUCCCUGUCAACAAAACAUUGAAAAGAAUAGUUAAGGGCUUCACUGAAGAUUCUGACGAUGAAGAAGAUACUUUCAACUCCCAAAAUAAUGUCACAAAUGCCAUUGAAAAUUUG
Molecule: messenger RNA, 2778 nt
Organism: Phaedon cochleariae (mustard beetle)
Lineage: Eukaryota; Metazoa; Arthropoda; Insecta; Coleoptera; Chrysomelidae
Source: the annotation of a GenBank genome assembly